Messenger RNA from Capsicum annuum, 1717 nucleotides. Its product is annotated as protein SENSITIVE TO PROTON RHIZOTOXICITY 1. The record is from RefSeq and is a predicted model, not a curated record. NCBI's taxonomy places the organism in Eukaryota, Viridiplantae, Streptophyta, Magnoliopsida, Solanales, Solanaceae. The transcript has 2 exons. Gene Ontology annotation, biological process: response to aluminum ion; response to acidic pH. Bases 241 to 1548 code for a protein of 435 amino acids.
AAGCGAGUGGGAUCCAUUAGUCCCACCAUGGGAAAUUUUCCAGAAUAGACAUUAAUUAAUUGUUGCUGCUUUAACUGCCCUUUUGCAUUCUUUCCUUUUUCUUCUUGUAAUCCAACUUAGUCAGAACAGGAAGAAAAGGAACAUCUUUAAUCUGAAGUGGAAAAAAUUUUCUCAUUUCUGAAUCAGCAGACUAGGAUUGAUUGAGCAACAAAUUUCAAAAUCUAAAUCAACGAAUCUCGCAUGGAACAAGUUAAUCAAAGGAGUGAAAAUCAUGAUUCUACCACAACACAAGAAUGGGAUCCAAGAGCUAUACUGAAAAAUGUGUCUUUUCUUGAACAAAAGAUUCAUCAACUCCGGGAGCUGGUGCGUAUAAUUGUUGACCACAAAAGUCUAGCUGGGAUUCAGGGAAAUGACCUUUCAUUUCAGCAACAACAGCUAAUAAUAGCUGAUCUUACCUCUAUUAUUGCUCAAUUGAUAUCGACUGCAGGGAGUCUUCUUCCAACCGUGAAGCAUCAUUCACUUUCCUCCGCGAACCCAACUACUAAGCAAAUUGGACAGUUUGGUGGUAUCUUGGUUCCUUCUGAAACUGGUACUAAUGCUGGUGCUUUAUCGCAAAGUGUUAAUGUCACCAAAGCGGAAGAUCAGCCCAACCAUGUUGAUGUUACAGGCGAUUGUGGCAUUGAACAAAAUUAUGUUGCUGAUGAACAUGAGGCAAAAGAUGAAGGUGAACCCCAUGCGGAAGAGAAUCUUCAUCCUGGUUCCUAUGAGAUUCUGCAGCUGGAGAAAGAGGAAAUUCUUGCACCUCACACUCACUUUUGCACGGUGUGUGGCAAGGGAUUUAAGAGAGAUGCCAAUUUGCGUAUGCACAUGAGAGGUCACGGGGAUGAAUACAAAACUCCAGCAGCUCUUGCAAAGCCUCACAAGGAGCCUACCUCUGGGACGAAGCUUAUUAAAGGAUAUUCUUGUCCUUGUGUUGGUUGCAAGCGCAAUAAGGAGCAUAAAAAGUUUCAGCCACUUAAGACGAUCUUAUGUGUGAAAAAACAUUACAGAAGAACCCACUGUGAGAAAAGCUAUGCUUGUAGUAGGUGCAAUGUGAAGAAAUUUUCAGUCAUUGCAGAUCUUCGAACACAUGAGAAACAUUGUGGUAAAGAUAAAUGGCAUUGUUCUUGCGGAACAACUUUUUCCAGGAAAGAUAAGCUUUUCGGGCACAUUUCCCUUUUCCAAGGACACACUCCUGCAAUUCCUCAGGAUGAAACGAAAGGUUUUGCUGGGAUAUCUGAUCACAGUCAAACCGGCGAUGCAACUAAAGAAGCUGGAAAGAUUGGUUUCGAGAUAAAUCUUCAGAAUAGCAGUGGCCUUCAAAAUACUAUGAAUGAAAAAGGGAGUGCAGAUAGUCGUGGCAGUUUUUCGUCACCUUGGAACUUUGAAAGUAGCAAGCUUAGUGAUCUCCGAGAGUUUCCACAACCACCAUUUGAGGACCCAGAAAACUCAUUCUCUUUUCUAAUGGCGGGUUCAUGUAAUUACCCUCGGAUAGCUAGGAAAAUAUAAGUUCUACUGAACUGGAACAGCUCAACUGAAUUUUUCUUUUGGUUAGAUGUUGCAAAUUGUUUCUUGUAAUGUCAGCUUGUUUGGGGAACAAGUGACGUCUUUUCUUAGUGUGUACUGCUCUUUUUGACUGCUCUAAAUGUUAUAUCUGGCUCAACUACGUAUGGUUUUG